GUUCUGUAAUAUUUCAAUAGCGUUUUCUUCUUAGCUCAAUUGUAAAAAAAAAAUAUUCUUUUGUACGGGUAAUAAUAUUUAAAAUUGAUUAGCAAGGGAUUAAUAUUUACCUUGUUUCGUCGACAUUUCAUUACAUAAUUCAGCAUAUAACACAAUUCGGGUCAUAUAAGUAAAUUUUUUCAAAUGGUGUCGUGUGAUGUAUUAUAACAGUCGGCAAUGCAAUGUGUAUGGUAAAAAUGGAUUUGUGAUCCAUUUGAAAUUCAAAGGCAUUUGACAAUGCUGAAUGCAUUCAAAUUUUGGAAAAUAUGCCUAAGAGACAAAAAGGCUAAAUGAAAACGCUACUGUAGCGGCUUCGUUAACACCGCUUAGGGACAGUUUUACAGUUUUUACACCUGCAAAUAAUGACUGACAUAAUCAACUUUGAUAGUUUACAAGACGCUAAGCCGAUCAGUUGAGAUGCCGUGUUUUGUUGAAAAUAUUUAUAAUUCUCAGUUUUAUUAAUUGCUGGCAUUAAGCUCAUAAGAUAUACAAACUAAUUUCAAAACACGGCAACUUUUUGAAAUCUCUAUUUGGAUUGAGGCAGAAAUUUGAAAUAAGUGAAAAUAUUCUUAAAAAAAAGAUAUAAAAAUGAGUAGUGAUUCUGGAAUGCCUCCGCCCAAAAUGCCGCUUCCUGAACCUGCGCCCCCUGCUGAUGGGGAAGCGUUCUCAUUGGAACCGAAUAAUUCGUUAACGACACAAAAGACAAAUGUAGCUUCCACAUCUUCAACACCAGCCUCGUCGAUUACCGGGGGACCUACUAGCCGUUUACGUACUCCAACUAAUUACAGUGGCGAUGCAAGCGCAAAUGUUGCAAAAUUUGGUCGUCUUUGCUCACACGCCGCACCAAAAGCCGGGCCUCCGCCACGAGACACAAAAAGCAUGAGUCGUGAAAGCGAUGACAAUUUGAGCUCUUGUAACUCAACAUUCACAGAUUUGUACCAGGAAACUGUAAAACGUUUUACGCGAUCCUCUCUUUCACCCGACAUGGAUCGCUAUUCAUCGUCUCGCAAUUCUACCAAAUCGCCUACGACAUCCCACAAAUCCGCUUUUGGAGAUCGCCACACCCCCUUUGAUUUCUAUCUGGAGGCCACAGGCCGCCGCCGUAGUUCAGAUCAUGGGGCCGUUCUUACGCAAGAUACAGAACAGUUUAUAAUUGGUCAAAAAGUGUGGGUGGGUGGAAUACGUCCUGGGCAGAUUGCCUACAUCGGCGAAACACAUUUUGCCCCUGGUGAUUGGGCCGGUAUUGUGUUAGAUGAACCAAAUGGUAAAAAUGAUGGAUGCGUUGCUGGCAAACGUUACUUUCAGUGCGAACCCAAGCGUGGUAUUUUCUCGCGUCUAACCCGACUUACAUUGACGCCUUUUUCGGGUGCAAACACACCAACUUCUCCACUAGCAAAAAUGUCGCCAGAUCGAUCGCGAACAGUAUCACCGACAGCUAGCAUACGCAGCUCAUUUCAACGUAGCCCUGGAAAAAAUGGACUGACAGUUGGUGAUCGUGUUAUUGUGUCAUCAGGCUUCGGUAGCCGUCCUGGUAUUUUGCGUUAUUUGGGUGAAACUCAAUUCGCUUCGGGCAAUUGGUGUGGGAUUGAGUUGGACGAACCAUCGGGUAAAAAUGAUGGUUCCGUAGAUGGCGUAAAAUAUUUUGAAUGCAAGCCCAAAUACGGAGUAUUUGUGCCGAUUGCCAAAGUCUCAUUGUCACCUUCAUCAAAAAAGUCUCGUCUCUCAAGAGCAGGUUCCCGAGAAUCUCUAAACUCUAUCGGCACCAUGAAUAGCAUUGCGACAACAAACACAUCACGCUUGCGCAUGAAUGCACAGCGCAAAUCUUUGUCAAUCAAGCCGCUCGGUACAACACCGAAAUCACAAUAUUCCAUGCAGGAUUUACUACACGAGAAGCAGAAGCACAUUGAGCAGUUGAUCAUAGAGCGGGAGCUAGAUCGGGAGGAUUGCCAGAAUCAAGCGCUCCAGUAUCAAAAAAAUAUAAACGAGUUGAAAUCACGAAUAGUACAAUUGGAGCGCUCGCUUGAUGAUGAACGCAAGAAAUCAGAAGACUUACAAUUUUCUAUCGAUGAGGCCACCUACUGUGGCAACGAUGUCCAAACUAAUGUAUAUAAAGAAAAAAUUCAAGAGUUGGAGAAAAAAGUUUCUUCUCUAUCAACUGAGACCUCGUCCACUCUGAAAACAGAACCGUCCACCGAAGAUAUAUCUGCUGCUGUCACUGCAGCGACUGAAGUUGCUACUGCUAGAAUUGCUGAAUUAGUGUUGCAAUUACAGCAGCAGAAGGACGAAUACGAAGAACGCCUUGCUACAACGGAAGACGAGCAAAAACGAUUUCAAGAGAAAGUGGAAUAUCUCCGGAAAGAAAACGAAACCAUGCGGAAAGAGCUUAUGGAUAAAGAUGAGAGUCUGGAAAAGUUCUCGCUAUCAGCUUGUGGCAUAAAAAAUUUGCGAGAAGAACUAGAUCUACUAAAAGAGGAAGCCGAAAGAGAGCGUCAACAGUUACAGGCUGAGUUUGAUCGCAAAAUGGAGGAGAAAGAUUUGUUAGUAGACUCGUUACGCUCUGGCCUUGACAUCGAAAAAACUACUCUUGCGGCCUUGGAGGUUGAGCGGUCCAAUAUGCGGGGUGAAUGUGAUAUCUUAAAGACAGAGUGCAAAAGUCGGGAUGAGCAAUUGCAAGAUCUUAACGAGCAACUGUCAAAGUUAAAAGCAGAAUUUAGCAUACAAAAGGCAGAAAAUGCUACUCUUGACGAACUUUUAAAAGUUCAAGAGGCGGGUGCAUUGCAAGAGAAAAUACAGGUAGAAGAAAGUUUGCUUGAAAUUGAGAAAUUAAGAAAGGAAGUUGAAAGUUUGCAAAAAGCUAAGGAGCACUCCGAUAGUCAGUUUAAAGCUGCAAAAGAAGAAGUGAAGCAGUUGGGUGAACUGCAAAAAGCUUUGGAUGAAAAGAUGAAUGUUGCAAAGGAAAAAGAUAAAGAAAGUUUCGAAGCUGUAACAAAAAUGGGUAUGAUUAUGGAAGAACUAAAAAAACAAAACAGUAGUAUUACGAUUGAAAAUGAAAAUCUGAAAAUUGAAAUUAAAAAAAUAAACGAACUAAAAGCUCAUGCCGAUUCUACAGAAGCAGAGCUUCGAAAGCUUUUGAAUGAUCAACAGCAAGUAUAUACAGCAAAUGUAGAAAAAUUAGAAGAGGCAAAUUCAAGUUUACAGAAACGACUUGAAUGCGAUCAACAAAAUUACCAAGAGGGCUUGAGUAAGAAACAAAUAGAAAAUGCAUCGCUUAAUGUACAGGUUGGGCAAUUGCAAAAACAAUUUAAUUCCUUAGAACUCGAUUCGUCUGCAAAGAUACAGAAACUAAGCUCCAAAAUCAGCGAUAUUGAAUUGAAAUCGCAACUUCUUCAAGAUGAUUUAAAAUCUAAAGAAAAUGCUCUGAAAUCCGAAAUGGAAGCAUUUUCGCAUCAAGAACGGAUUUUAACCGACAAAACAGAGAGUUUGAAUUCAGCUAUUACUGCUCUUGAAACCACUACUAAUCUAUCGAAUAGAUUGAAGCAAGAACUUGACUUACUAGCAACUAAAUACUCUGACAUUGAAAACACCAACAGAAUACAAGCUGAACAAUGUGCUCAGCAACAACUUGAAAUCGGCGAUCUGACACGGAAGCUUGAUAAUGUGACCUUAAAAUGCGAUAGUCUAAAUAUCCAAAAUGAGGCUCUAGAAAAUGAUCUGAAAUCUUCACGCUCAAUUACUUGUAAGCUUGAAGAAGAGGUUCAUAGGCUCAAAGAAGAAAUCACUGUUCGUCAAAAUAAUUUACUCGAAGUGGAAAGCAAGAAUAACAAUGAUAGACUUAAAUUAGAGAGUGAGUUAGAGGAAAUAUCACAAAAGCUUACACACGCUUUCAAAGACUUGACCGAAGCACAGGCAAAUAAUGAACACAUUCGCAACGAACUUGAAAAGAAAAACGGGCAGUUAACUGCGCUCGAGGAGAAAACAAUAAAACUGGAACUAAAACUCAGUGACGAGCAACGAAAACAGGAGAACUUGCAAAGCAAAUAUGAAUCACUAAUUGUACAAAAUAGGACACUCGAGGAAGAUUUAAAAAAUUUUCGUACGACAUCCACGGAUUCUAAUGCUGAGCUUCUGAAAAUGUCACAAACCGUCUCAGCUAAGCAAAAAGCUUAUGACGAACUCUUGGAUAAAAUGAAUACGGAGCGCACGGUCCUCGAGGGUCAGCUGCAGGCUAGCAAACAACGCAUCGACAUGUUGUGCAAUCAAGUAGAGAUGCUUACGCAGGAAAAUAAGGGUGCCACUGAAGAGAAUUUCAAACAGCUGGAAUUGCUUAAGCAAGCGCAAGAGAAGAAUGGGAAACUGGAGCUAGAAUUGAGCGAAUCAACUCGCAAAUGUGAAGUAAUGUCUGCAAAAUGCAAAGGUGUCGAGAAUGAAAAUGUGAAUCUUCACAAGGAUUUGAUAGCCCUACGAAAUGCAUCAGCUACAUCUAGUGCGACUGUUGCCAAACUGACAGAGGAACUUACUCAAAGACAGAAAAUUAUACAGGACUUUACGGAUAAGUCAAAUUCUGAGCGUCUGCAAUUCGACAACCAGUUACAGGAAUUAGAACAGCGGUUUCAAACGAGUAUUCUAGAUAUAGAGCAAUUAAGAAGUGAGCUACAGGCUACAAUUGAGUCGAAAAACUCACAAGCUAAAGAAUUUGAGUCGUUAAAAUUAGAAAUGCAAGCGAAAUUGUCAGAUCAAUUACAUAAUUUGAAAGAGAGGGAAACCGUCGAGCAGAAAAAGAUUAUUGAGAAUUUCGAGACACAACUUAAGUGUGCCGAACUCACGAAAAACAGAUUAGAUGAAGCGAUUUCUAGUCUACAACAACAAAUAAAACUUUUGCAGGACGAGUUGCUAAAAUCUCAGCUAAAUUUUAAAUGUAAAGAAGAAGAACUAGGCAAGCAAAUUACAAUCUUAGUCAACGAGGCGGAAACCUUGCGAGAUGCUCUGCGGCAUGCAGAAACAAGUGGUGCCAAUUCCUUUAGUAUUAUACAAAUAGAAAAACAAGAAUUACAAAGCAAGGUUGAUAGUUUGCAGGCGGAAUUGAAAGCAAAGGAAGAUCAAUUGUUAUUAAAUCUGGCCGAAACCGAAAAGUUAAAACAAUCAGAGUCGGCUGGGCUCGUGGAUAGCACAAAGUUGCAGGAAGAAAUUAUUUCCUUAAAAACAGCUCUAGACCUCGCAAACACUGAAGUUGAAUUUAGAACGAAAAUGGCAGAUGCGGACAAGGCUAAACUGGAAGAAUUGCGCAACUUACUGGACACCGUACAAGAGGUAAAUGCAAAUAUUUCAGCGACCAACGCAAAUUUGUCAGAGGCGUUGCAUAUAUUAGAGCAAGAAAAAUGUGAAACUGCCAAUAUCUUCGAGCUUUUCGAAAUGGAAUCUGACCAAAAUAUGGAAAAACUGAGUGAAAAACUUAUCGACUUGAAGCAGCAAUUGGUUGAUGCGCGGACAGACAUUGAGCAGAAAUCAAAAAUUAUUACAGAAAAACAAAGCGAUUUGGAGGAAGUCCUUGCGAAACUCGAAGCGUCCGAAGGAGCUUUAGCUUCAGCUCAGGCUACACUAUUAGAGCAAAACCUUAAGAUUGAUGAAUUAAAGUCCGUAAAGACUGAAACUGAAAAGCUUAUUAGUGAGAGAAACGAUGUAUUACAACAGCAUGCCGAUAUGCAACGCAAACUCGAAGAGUAUAAACAAGUCAUCGAUGAAAUGGAUAAAGAAAGCAAUGCCAAGAGCGAUAAUCUAGAGCAGCUAAAGGAACGAAUCAAAGCCUUGGAAAAAGAAAACUCGCUAAAUUUGGAAUCUCAAAAUGUGUUAAGAACAGAUAAUAUUAGUCUGCAACGAAAACUGGAGAUUCUUGGUCUAGAGAAAACGCAAGAGAUCGUUGCUGCACAAAGUCGUAUCAAUGAUUUACAGGCUAUAAAUAUGUUAAAACAGAGUAAAUCAGCAGUUGGUGGUGAGCCGGCAGAGGGUGACGAAACUGAAAACAGCACAGCGCAGAUCAACUUUCUUAACUCGAUAAUUGCGGAUAUGCAAAAGAAAAAUGACCAAUUAAAGGCCAAAAUCAACGCACUCGAAGCGUUGCCUACUGAUUACACACAACCAAAAGCGUUUGAAAUAAUUGCAAAACGGAAACCUGCUCCACGCGUUUUCUGUGAUAUUUGUGACGAAUUUGACAAACAUGAAACCGAAGACUGCCCUCUUCAAGCGUCAGAUGCUCGGGAUUAUUCCCCGCCACCGCCCAAAGACCCUGCGGAUAAAAAAGUUAGAAAAUUGCCAGAGCCACGAAAAUACUGUGAAACUUGUGAAGUUUUUGGCCACGAAACCGGUGAAUGUGAGGAUGAUGAGUGGUAAUACAACUCUAAACAAAAUGGGAAUGUACGCUUUCAAAUUAAAUGGUUCUGUAUUUGUUUUUGACUUUCCAUACGGUUUUUUUUUAAUUUUUUAGUCAAAAAUUAUAUUUCAUUGUCUAUUACUUGUAUUUUAGCAAUACGUAUGUAUCGCUUGUUAUCGCUUAGUUGCAAAAAAACUAUUGGAUAAGGUGGUACAAAUCGGAAGUGUAUUCAUGAACAACUUACUUUACUGUUGAAACAAUAUCUCUUACGCUGCUAUUGAAUACAAUUUCCAAAAAGUUAUUUGUCGAUAUGUUACUAUAUUUUAAUUAGGCGUAAUUAGAAGAUGUAUACAAACUUCAAUUAGAUAGAUAACAAAUUUAUUAAAUAAUAUGGAACUAUUUCUUUUUGGAAUCCAUAUGGGAUAAUAAAAUUAAAUUGAUUCUCUUAUUCAAA
Ceratitis capitata (Mediterranean fruit fly) is the source of this 6857-nucleotide messenger RNA. RefSeq names its product restin homolog (gene CLIP-190). The record is from RefSeq and is a predicted model, not a curated record. The transcript is spliced from 17 exons. The coding region runs from base 628 to 6423 and encodes 1931 amino acids. Lineage: Eukaryota; Metazoa; Arthropoda; Insecta; Diptera; Tephritidae.